Molecule: messenger RNA, 1741 nt
Organism: Solanum dulcamara
Lineage: Eukaryota; Viridiplantae; Streptophyta; Magnoliopsida; Solanales; Solanaceae
Product: FBD-associated F-box protein At2g26860-like
Exons: 5
Coding region: 182-1606 (474 amino acids)
Molecular function (GO): protein binding
Source: RefSeq, a predicted model, not a curated record
AUACGGAAAGGUAAGGGGAGUAAUUUGAGUUGAAUUUGAUUGCAGGUUAUUUUCCUCUUUUAUUAGUCCAUACCUUUGCUUUUAUCGUCUCUCCCCUCUUCUCUGUCUCUGGCUGAGUAGAGCUACUUGAAGAGCCGCUCAUCUUUCUUCUGCUUCUAUUCCAGGACAUUCAUUGCAUUCCAUGGCAAAAAGAGUCCACAGUUUUGCUCUAAAUAAGUGUCAAAAGGGAGUUUGCAUUGCAGAAGAUCGCAUUAGUCAGUUACCUGAUGAAGUUUUGGUAUAUAUACUAUCUUUUCUUACUGUUAAAGAAGCAGCUAACACAAGUGUCCUCUCAAGGCGUUGGCUAAGCUUGUGGAGAUACAUUCAACGGCUUGAUUUUGAUGCUAGCAAACCCUUGGAUAAAGUAGCCUUGCAACCCAAGUUACGGAAAAGCCAAAUGAAGAAGUAUCUUAGAUGGGUCAACUAUACUUUGCAAAUGUGUAAAGGGCAGAGACUUGACCAAUUUCGGGUUUGUUUUGACUUGAACAAAUUCGCGCAGCAUGAGAUUGAUAAAUGGCUUAAAUUUGCCUUUUCUAGGAAUGUUCAAAGACUAGAGUUGGACUUAUUAAAGGGUGGAGAGGACAUUCGUUAUUUUGAUUACUGUUAUACUUUUCCAACACGGCUCCUUCGUCUUGGUGAUUCUGUUGACUCUUCUUCUUGCAUACCUCAUUCUAAUGACCUCCAAAUACCCCCACUUGUCAAGCAGAAUUUCAAGUUUCUAAAAGUGCUGCUAUUGAAAUCUGUAAAUGUCACGGGCGAAGUUCUUGAGUUCUUUCUACACAAUUGUCCAUUUCUUGAAACAAUGGUAGUUCAUGGAUCAGGAACUUUGGUAAAUUUGGAAGUUGUCGGUCCGUCCCUCAAGUUGAGACACUUGGAGAUACAGUACUGUUACUAUGUAAAAUCACUUAAAAUUUGUGAUACAAACCUUGUAACAUUAAGGACUUCAGCAGGAGAGGCAUUACUGCUUAAGAAUGUCCCGAUGCUGGUUGAGGUAUACAUUUCUAGUGCGGCAUACAACCAUAUUUUGAAUGACAUAUCCUCUUGUCUUUCCUGCGUUAUCUCUCAGCUUGAAGUCCUUAAAAUACAUGGUUCUCACUCAUUGUUUGAUCUUUCGCAGGAAAAUUUGGAGCAUUACAAUUUUCCUCAACUUACUAAGCUCAAGAAACUUGUGUUCACUACAUUCGGACAGAAAGACCUGAGUCUCUUAGGUUGCAUGUCUAUAAUAAGGGCUGCUCCCCAGUUGAAGGAAUUUGAACUACAUUUGAUGUUGACAUGUUCCCUCCAGUCAAACAGAGAGUGUAGGAAGGCCAUAAAAUGUCCACUGCAUCACCUCAAAGUGGUCAAGUUGUGUGGGUUUUAUAGUGGUGCAGUUCAUCUUGAACUUGUAAGGUACUUCUUGGAAAAUGCUAUUGCACUCGAGAAAAUCAUCUUCGAUCCCAGGAAUCCAAUUCUCUCUCGCGUUCCUUUAGAACCUUCAGAAAUCGAGGAAGAGCAAACUGCAAGAAAUCUAGCUAAGCUCCAUCUUGAAGGUGAAGUACCUCCGUAUAUUGAGUUGGUGAUAUUGUAGUAAGUAUGUUAAUUAAGAAAAUAAUUAAGUCAUUAAGGCCUUCCCAUUUAAAAUUUUGCUAGAGGAAGAUUUCAUUUAGUAGUAUGAUUGUAUCGGAUAAUGUGCCUGAUUUAAUGUUAUUAUUAUUUAAGCUCA